Molecule: messenger RNA, 967 nt
Organism: Spinacia oleracea (spinach)
Lineage: Eukaryota; Viridiplantae; Streptophyta; Magnoliopsida; Caryophyllales; Amaranthaceae
Product: inactive protein RESTRICTED TEV MOVEMENT 2
Exons: 2
Coding region: 83-757 (224 amino acids)
Biological process (GO): cellular response to heat
Source: RefSeq, a predicted model, not a curated record
UUCCCAUCACAAUUAUACAACAUAUUGUUCUAAUAAUAACAAUAUAAACUUGAUCGUCAGUUUGUACAAGAACGAAGUCAUAAUGAUGAUGGCCAAUACUGUAGAGCGCAAGUAUGAAGAUUUCGAUCCUGUUUCGGACUUGUUAUCUGAAAAAGAGUGCGACACCUUGCUUCUUUAUCUCCCAGGUUUUAGGAAGGAGCAACUGAAGGUUCAAUUAACCACAUCUCGCAUCCUAAGGAUCAGUGGUGAACGUCCUACUGGGGAUAACAAAUGGAAGCGAUUUAACAAGGAAGUUCACGUGACAUCCAACGUUGAUAUGAAGGAGAUGACUGCUAAGUUUGAAGGAGGCAUACUUUACAUCAGGCAACCAAAGUUGAUCACACCAGCAGAACCUGCAGCAACUGCGGCACCAGCAGAACCUGCAGCACCAGCAGAACAGCUACAAGAUCAACAAGGUCCAACUGGGGGAAAUAUGGAGAAGAAAGAAGAGGGUGAAAUGGAUAGGAAAGAAAAAGAUGAGAUUUCAGCCGAGAGUAAUGAGGAAAGGAAAGGAAAAUGGUGGAUGAAUGAGCUGCGCGAACAAGUUGGGGUUCGCAUUCAGCUUUUCAAGGAGCUAAGUAAACCAGAAAAACUGAGAAGGCUCGCUGUUUAUGUCGUUUUGUUGCUGAUACUUGUCUUUCAAAUCACCAAGAUGUUCAAAUCAUUCACCAAGGUUGAGGAGCAAACUGUUUUGGAAUUCAAUCAUCAAGAAUUUUAAGGCCAUUAAAUGAGAUGCAGACUUACAGAUGGACACAACAAGUUCAAAUUGUCCUAAAAGCCCUUCUCUGACCUGAAGAUCACACUAGCUGUUAUCAGGAACUGCAACCAUUUCUUACAUGAUUUCAAGCAAUAUAAACAGUUUCUGCUAUGUUUUUCUUGAUCAUGAGUUCAUGACAGUUUAAUAUUAUUGUUAACAAUUUAGCUUCAA